GCUAUCUCUUUUCUUUUGGUUAUGUACUCUGAAUACAAAAUUUUGCAAUAUUUUUUUUUACUUUUAAUUAACGAUCAACAAAUAUUUUAACUUAUUUUAUAUUCCUAUAUUCAGUUAAAAACAAUAUUUACAAAUUCGAAAACUCCAAUAUAACAAAAUGCAAGAAGAUUUAGAAGUCACUGGGAUAUCUCGCAGUGGUCGAGUUAGAAAGAAGAGUUCCAAGUUAAUGGAUUUCGAGUCUCCUGAUGACAUCGAGUCUAGAUAUCGAAGACAAACACCUGUGAAAUCCUUCAUGGGGUUCAAGCAGGAGGAGACACCCGAGUUUCAGCCCGAGCCUCAAGUGACGCCGAGGCCAACAGAGGAGGCAGGCACCGCCUCAGGGAGCGAGAGUGAUUACUAUGAAAACAAUGGAGAGAAUGCUGAUAGCAUGGAAUCAGACAGUUCUGCAUCUGACGAAGGUUCAACUCGUACUCCAGCCAAUUCUUUAUAUAUGAUGGAGAAAAGCAGCAAGAAAAAAUUGAUUGUGAAAGAUGGGAGGGUGGUUGGCAGAGCGAAGGCUCAGCGAAAGGAUAAAGGUAAAACUCGCAUCACAGCAUACAUGAUGUGGGCGAAGGAAGCGCGCAAUGAGCUGCUGCGCAAACACCCUGACAUGGACUUCUCAGCUAUAUCUAAACGAUUGGGUGAAAUGUGGGCCAAUGUGACAUACAGUGAGCGUUACUUGUGGCGUCGCAAGGCAAAGCGAUUCGCUAUGCAAAAAGAACAAGGCAACCAUACCAGCAAAAUUAUAUCCAACCCCAGCAUCCGCCCGCCAACGAACUCGGGCCCCGGUCGUCCGCCAUCUAAUCGAGCUCAGCCCAAGCAAUCACCAACUACUACACCACCUCAGCAAGCUUUGGUCCCGGUGUCGAGUAGCGGCGGGGCGGGCAUGUACCGCGUGACGGGCUGCGGCGCCGUGGAGGUGGCCGCGCACCUGCGGCUGCUGGGCGAGAGCCUCGCCAUCAUCGGCGAGCGGCUCAAGGAACACGAGGGCCAGAUCGCCGUGUCCGGGUCGGUGUCGGUGCUGUUGGACACGCUGCUGUGUUCGCUGGCGCCGCUGCUGGGUGUCGCUCGCGCUGUACCCGCCAUCGCGCCGCCGCCGCGCCUCCUGCAGGACACUCUGCACAACAUUGCUUACAUCAUGCCCGGCCUCUGAGGGCCACGCUCGAGACGAGGCAUACAACUCGGGAGAGCUUGUCCAGUUGUAAAUUUAUUGUCUUGUCGAACUUGAUAUAAGUAUUUAAAUAAAAGAAAAUUAUGAAA
Galleria mellonella (greater wax moth) is the source of this 1299-nucleotide messenger RNA. RefSeq names its product HMG box-containing protein 4. Bases 158 to 1192 code for a protein of 344 amino acids. The record is from RefSeq and is a predicted model, not a curated record. The transcript is spliced from 8 exons. Lineage: Eukaryota; Metazoa; Arthropoda; Insecta; Lepidoptera; Pyralidae.